ACGCGUCAGCAGUGUAUCAGUUUCGUUCGCCCAGAAACUUGGAACUGCCGGCGGUUUGAGGAUAAUAACUGCAAUUUUAGGUCUGUUUCCAUGGAAAUAUGUAGUCUGUUAGACUGUCUGACUGUGGUGUUACUUUUUACAUUAAUCUAAGCAUGGCAUUGCCAUGGUGGUAUGGAUCCAGUGUAUAUUAGUUUUUUAGAGGAAGAAGUUACACAUGAAACAGACAACACUAUCGUAGAAGAGACAUUUAACUUGGAUUCCUUUGACGUGUUGGUAUCAUAUGAUACUGACAUUGAGCAGUGGAGAAGAUAUCAGAAACCAUACAGUACAUCUGAAGAAAAUACUGUGAGAAGUGAACAAACAGAAAAACAAUUCAAACAGUUUUAUGAAUUUCAGCUUUCAAAAGCAGAAGACUGUCUUGAAGCUAACUACCGUAACAAUCAAGUAGCAACUCGAAAACAAAACUUUGAUUCAACAUUUGACCCGAAAAACAUUGAGGUCAAAGGUCAUAUGUCCGAGAUAAGCUACCACUCAGAUGCAGAGUCUGUAGUCAGUGGGAGUGGUGUUCUAGGUUUUGGUGGUGACUUUGGUGUGCAUGGUGGGGAGGUGAUUAAGGGUAGGGGUUCUCCUGCAAGUAUUACCAGUAAUGGUAGUAGUAUUUUAAGUGGUGCCAGCUAUAGUUUCUCAAACUACAACCAUCCUGGAACGCAUGAUACAAGCUUUUUUCCACAACGAGAUCUGCACCAUUUAGCAGAUCAGAUCAAAAACUCCCCAGAAAAUGUGAAACUGUCCUCCAGUAACACAACUGGGAAUGGUGACGGAAUAGGUGUUGGGAAUCUAGGUACCGAGGUGAGGAGAGCAAGUCGUGAUAGCGCUUUGUUUCAACCUAUUCGCUCACCAAUAGAAGAAGAAGAGGAGGUGUUAGGGGAUAUUAUUAUAGAUGGUGAACCGGUGGAACAGAUCAUAGCUAGAGACAUUAGCAGUACUGAAGAGUCAUCUAUAGAACCACAGCAACAAAGUGUUGAAGAACUCACACAAGAGUUGAGCGAUCUAGAAAAAGAAAUUAAAAGACUUGUAGUAGACAUUUAUUCUGAGAAAAAAGUUGGUCUUUCUUCAGGAACAUUAGAGACUGAGAAUAUUAGCAGUGAAAACAAUAAGGUGGAAACUUUAGUGAAACCAGUAGAUAACUCAUCCAGUGGUGAAACAAACAAAGGAGGUGAUAGCAGUACCCAUACUCCGGGAGAUUGUGAUUUAUCUAUUGAUGUAUAUAGUAACCCUAAUAUUGACAUCACUCAACUAGUGAAUUCAGUUAUAGCAGAAACUAUGAGGUCUUCCAGUGUAGGUUCUAAAGAAGAGCGCCCUCAAUCAGCUGGUUCCUCAAAUGACAUGUUACAAGCCUUAUCUCAGUCAUCAGGAUUUGCAUUACAACAGUCUUCCAUAGGGAAUCCUAAUUUCAAAUCAGCAUCUGCAGAACAAAUAUCUGCUGUUAUUGCUAAAGCUGAAAAGCAGUACAGAGGAAAACUGAACCAGCACCCAGUGGAAAAAGACAGUGAUCAGGCUAAAAAACCAAAAAGCCAGACUCCUGUUAAAGAGCUUGCUGGUGAUGUACAUGAACCACCGACAAAACUACCUGCACCAGAAUAUUUCAAGCCAUUACAGAUGCCUCACGAGAUACCUGUAGCAAGUGAUUCUACUCCUGUGUCUACUAAGCCAAGUCCAGAGCAGCAUAGUAUCACACCUGAAAGUCAUCAAACAGGUGAUAAACUACCAAUCCGACCAACUCCCACAACAGUCAAAAUGCCAUCUAUGGCAUUGAUUGGACAGAAUACUGGACUAGCAGUACAGUCUGCUGUUGCGUCUAAAUUCUCUCGGAAGGAAGAAUCCACAUCCUUGUUCCGUAGCCCUGUAGAGUCAGUGAUUUCCAGCCGUAACACUGAAAGUACUCUCAUCAGCGGCAAAAAGUCCCAAGAACGAGAAAAAUCUAAGAAAUCACGAAAAUCAGGAAAGCGAGGCAAACAUCUGGAUGAUAUAUCAGUUACCCAGUCAGUGGAAACCAUGUCUAAUGCCAGUGAUACAACCAACCUGACUAGUGUUACAUUGCCCUCUAGAGGUAGCAGUGUCACCGGGAGUUUACCUCACACUCCCAAAUCAGAUGGUAAAUCAAAGUCAUUCUUUGGAUCCAUAUUUUCAUGGGGAGGCAACAAAGAAGGCGAACAUCCACCAGGUUUGCCACCACAUUUGUCUCAGAUGUCAACUUACGAGCAUGGUGACCAUUUAUCUAUACAUGACGAAAACACACAUCACUCACCCAUACAGGAUGUACACCAACCAGUAACCAAUGAGACAACAGAUUCGGGCAUUGGAUUAUCACAUGCAGAUACUCCAAACCAAUCAGAAUCCAGUUCUUUGCCAGCUGAAAGUAUCUCGGCAACAUCAACACCUAUACAGUACCCUAAACACAACAAAGCUGAGAGACAUAGCUAUGGAAUGUCUGGUCAAAGAGCAUUGUUUUCAGCCAGUCCAAGACCUAAACAAAGCUUUGAAAUACAUUCUGAUUCAAGCAGCUCAGAUAUAUACACAGUUAUGAGAGAGAAAGCAAUGUUGGAAGGAAAGUUGGAGUCUAUGGCUUCUGAAGCUGAGUCUGCAAUCCACGACAGAGCACAACUGCUAAGUGAAGUUGCUGCACUGAAGAUGCAGCUGCGAAAUCAACAUUCUACAGCUGAUAGUGCCUUGCAGGAGAAAUCUGCACUGGUAGUAGAUUUAGAAACGCUGAAGCAAAACAGAGUUCAGUUGGAACACAAGAUAUUGGAGCUGCAGAAUAAAAUUGAAGUUAAAGAUAAUGACAUUCAGAAUCUUACAGAUGAGUUGAAAUCAUCCCAAGAAAAUAAUGAAGAAUUGUUUCACAAACUAGAACAGAUUCGAGUCAAUGUGACAACAAAAGAGACCUCCAUCACAAUGCUAAAAGAUAAAAUAUCUACUCUACAGCAUGAAUUGGUAGCUGCACAUCAAGAACAUUCACACUCAGCUGGUGAAAUGGCUUCCCUGGAAACUGAUAUACAGACUCUAGUCAAUGCCAAAGAGUGGUUCCAAGACCAGCUCCAGCAAGCACAAGGGGCAAGAGCAAAACUACAACAAGAAUUAAUGAGGGCGCACAGCAAUGCAGUGUCUCAAGGAACCAUGAUUGAAAAUCUGAAAACUGAGAAUGCCCGAAUUCGACAGCAGCUGACAGAGACUCAGCAGAAGGCUUUGCAGGAGAAAGAAAUGCUUGCCAAGCAUCUGGAAGCUAUCGAGGCUGACAUGAUGAAUCGUGAAGCCACAUUUGAGCAAAUGUAUCGUGAGAGGCAAGCAGCCGAGGAAGCAGUGUCACUGAAGAUGCAAAGAGUUGAAGAUGACAAGAAUCAGUUGAGUAGUUUGAUUGCUUCAUCUGUACAAAUUGAACAACAGCUUGAGAAAAGCAAGAAACAGCUGUAUGUGAAAGAAGCGGCUUUAGCAGUGUUGGAGGAAGAAAAGACGGAACUGGUGAAAAGAUUAACAUUGGCACAGGAGUCCAUCACAUCUAGAGACCUUCAGAUUGAAUCACUAGAAUCAAAAUGUAUAGACCUUGAAGUACAAAUGAAGAACUUGAAAACUGAGAGCUUCAGCCAUGAUGAACUGAUUCAGCAACUCAGAAAUGAAAAGAUCGCUUUGGAAAGUGCGCUGGCUACCGCUCAUGAAGAGAAGAGAAGUAUUGACUUAGCGUGUACGAGAUUGCAGACAGACAUGGGUAGAGUUGAAAAGAGUUUUAAAACCAUGAAGCAAGACCUACAAGUGAAGAUUACUGCUUUCGAAGAUGUUGAUAAAGAAAGAAAUGAACUAAAAGUGAAGUUGGAAGAAACCGAGAAAGAAUUGACUGAACACAAGAAGACAUAUCAAACACGCAAUGCUGAUGUGGCCAGUAAAACCAAAUUGGUGGAGGAGUUGAAGAGCAAUAAAAUCUUACUUGAAGGGGAGGUUGCAGUUAUGAAAAAACGAGUGCAAAUGCUUGAGAACAAUUACGAUACUGCUAAACUUGAGAAAGAAAAUCUGGAGAAAGAUCUUAUCAGUGCUGAGGAGAGUGUUUCUGAUGCCCAGUCUGAGUUACAAACUGCUUUGGAAGGUAAAGCCCACCUAGAGGGUCAAAUUGAGAUGAUGAAUAUGGAGCGAGAGACAUACGCAAUGCUAAUUGAAGAAAACAACAGAUUGAAACAGACAUUAGCAGAGCAGCAGAGUAUUUCACAUAGAGAGGUUGCUGACAACAAAGCAAGAAUUCUGAGACUCAGCUCAGAUCUUAACCAUGCACAAAAAUCACUAAAGGAAAAACAGAAGUCUUAUGAUUCAGCCGUCAGUACUCUGACUAUAAAAUUGAAAGAAGCUGUUGAGGUGAGACAACGUACCGAGGUACAGUUGCAGGCUGUCCAGAAUCAAGUUGUCUCCAUCAAAGUGGAAGAGCAAGAAAAGUUAGAAUCUGAAGUACAAACACUCAAAGUAGAACUGGAGACAACACAAAUCAGAAAGCACACUCUUGAAACUGAACUUCAUGAGUUACAGAUGAAAAUGGUGGAAGAUACUAACAAUUACACCAAUAAGAUAGCGAAGUUAGAGAGAGAAUUGCAGGCCAUGAAAGAUUAUAGUGAGAAUCAAAGAAGAGCUGAAGAUUUCAAUCGAAAGAUGGCAUUGGAAUUAGAGCGUGAGCGGGGAAGAUUAGCAGGUGUAAAACAAAGUCAUGAUGCCUUAAAACACCACACCAGUGUCUUAGAGACUGCACUAGCCAGACGAGAGUCCUCUCUUACUGAAAUGGUUGGACAGGUUCAAAAGUUGAAACGAGAACGGGAGGAUGACGAACAGAAGAUUAACGAAAGACUGUUUGAAUUAGAAGAACUGUUAAAUGAGGAGAAAACUCUUAAUAUUGAAAUUAAGAAAAAGUUGACAGCUGAGUCAAAUGAGAGAAGUAAAUUACAGAGACAGAGUCAUUCACUAAGCACUGAUUUGGAACAAUUACAACAAGAUGUCAACAGCAAAUCCAAUGAAAUACACCAUGUAAAGGAGGAACUCAGCAAGAUUAAAGAGUCUGAAAGACAGCAAAGAACCGAAAAGGAACAAUUACAGCUACAUCUUAAAGGAAGUCGUCUUCAAGUGGAGAGAUUGAAGAGACAGGUGGAUGAAAAGGCUUCUCAGGAACCUGUGCUUCAUGAUAGGAUACAGACGUCAAAGUCAGAGCUUGAAACGUUGCGAGUUGAACUGUCUGCAGCUCGUAAAGAGAAGUUUAUGUUCCAAGCAAAGGUCACAGAAUUGAAGGGUAUACUGAAAGCCACUGUACAACAAAACAAGGUAUGA
Saccoglossus kowalevskii is the source of this 5352-nucleotide messenger RNA. RefSeq lists its product as uncharacterized. Lineage: Eukaryota; Metazoa; Hemichordata; Enteropneusta; Harrimaniidae. The record is from RefSeq and is a predicted model, not a curated record.